AUGUCUGUGUCCAGGGCGGUUCACAGUUCAGUCAAUGGGACCACAGCCAUCCCGUGGAGGAGCAGCAGGAGGAGACUGUCGCUGCUAGAGCAGCUGAGGGGCUGUCAGAAGGCCUGGUGCCCCGGGUCACCCUGGGAUAGAGAGGGGGCCCACGCUGCUAUCUGUGGAACACCUGCUGGGAGUUUCCUGGUUGUUCAGGACUCUGCAACGUCCCAGCCGAGCCUGCUGUGUGUGUCUGCUGGAGGGGAGAAUGAAGCAGUCCUCGACUAUAAUAUCAAAAGCACUGGCACAGACUUCCAACUGUCUGAGUCUCGUCUUUCCUUCUCUGACUUGGCUCAGCUCGUGCUCUUCUACUCUCUGACCAGGGAUGUGUUAGGCGUUUGUCUUUACAUUCCUCACUGGAUCUUCAGUGUAACUGAGAAGAACAGAGACCGCCUCUCUCAACUUGAGCCCAAUACGUGGCUCUGCACACCGCCUGACCAACAGACUGAUGAUAUGGCCCACAGGGAGCCAAGCAACGUAAUGUGCUCCAUACAGGAGCUGGACUCUCUGUCGAUCAGCAGCAUAGAGGAAGAGCAGGAGUCCCAAGUGCAGAGCCCUAACCUGCACCACCCGUCUGCACACCGGUUGGCUGAUAAGGUCAUAAAUCGGCUCUCAGCGGUGGGUCAGGCUCUCGGCGGGCUGGUAAGUCAGAAGAAAAGACUAACAAAUCGCGUGCAGGAGUUGAGUGACCGUAAAGGUGGGGCGUUUGCAGAAGCUGUGAAAGGAUUUGUGGAGAUGACACUGAAGAAAGGGGCUGAACCCGGUGGAGUCAGGGGGUCAGAGUUCUUACAGGAAGUCAGAUUAUCGCUCACGUCACUGAGGGAGACACUGUUGGACUAUCCAGAAAUCCAGGCAUUGUUGGACAGCAUUAGUGACCUAAAUGACUCAGAGAUCGACGCCCUGGUAGAGCUUUCCCUCCACAAGGUGGGUCUGAAGCCCGUCUCUGCACACCUCUACUCAUGCAUUCAUGCCUCCCGGACCGAUGACGGCACCUUCCAGCGCCUCCAGAGCAACCUGCGUGUGCUAGAGAAGAAAGGGAUAGAGGAGCUAGGGGGCUCGGCGGGAGUUGGAGUUCCUGACUCUGUCACCCUGGAGCGGAUCCAACAAAGGUGGACUAGUAUGCACGAGGCCUACUCCCCGAACAAGAAGGUCCAGAUCGUGCUCAAAGUCUGCAAAAGCAUUUAUCACAGCAUGAGUGCUAAUGCGAGCUCAGGUACUGUGUUUGGAGCAGAUGAUUUCCUGCCUUGCCUGACAUGGGUGCUGCUCCGUAGUAAUUUGGUCACCUUACAGCUGGACACAGACUACAUGAUGGAGCUACUGGACCCCACACAGCUACAGGGAGAGGGUGGCUACUACCUUACAACUCUAUACGCCUCUCUUUACUACAUCAGCAGCUUCCAGCCACGAUUGGCCGCUCGUCAGCUCAGUGUCGAAGCCCAACACUCUCUUAACCAAUGGCAUCGCAGGCGCACCCUGCACUGCAACCAAUCGCGUCGCAGCAAGCACAGACGGACCAUUCGCAGGCAGCCGUGUCGGGACAGGGGUUUGCAGAACUCUGAGACAGGAACUGGGAGUAAAGAGGAAAGUGUGAAAGAAUCUGAUUCUGUUAAUAUUGAUGAGUCACAGCAGCAGACAGAAAGCACCACAGAGGCUCCUCAGCUGCUGAAGGAAGAGACCAGCGGAGGACAAGGAGCUGAGGACGAAUCACAGACAUCCACUCCAGCACCAGACUGUAAUCAGCAAGACGUAAUAAGGAGCAAACAGGAAGAGAGACAGACUCUAUGUGCAGCACGAGAAGAGGACCACAGGGGGUUGCAAUGGAGAGAAGAAGAACUGACCUGAGAGGCAAGGAGUGACCACCUAUCAGCCACACAUUUUUAGACCAUUUAGACAGUCAUAUUACCGAAGAAUGCUCAAACCGUCCCAUAAGCUGCCACAUAAACCAACAGCAUGUCCCGUCUCGCUCAGUUUCCUCCUCCAUAGAGGCCAAAGCUUUUCAUUUGUGUCAUUAACAUACUGUAGUUGUGGUACUAUACUGAGGCCUGAGUUAGUCGUUUCCAACCUGGAGGGUGUGACUCCUCCAAGGGUCCUAAGAUAAAUGUUAAGGAACUGUUUCUUUACUUCAAACCUGGUACAAGUCAAGUCUCCUCCAUUUGAAUCGGUCAUGAGCCAAAAAGGUUUGAAAACACUGGCUUAAGUUAGUGCAGAUUAAAUGUCAUAGUUAUAUUGUAAAGAAGAGACAUGUUUAUACAAAUAUUGACAUUUGUUCAUUUGUAUCAAUGGACUUAUACUUUGUCUUACAUCUGAUAAUUGAUCACAUUGAUCAAUUAAUAAUAUAUUGCCAGUCACCAGGCAUCUAUCCACCUUUUCCUCAGAAAUGUGGUAAACAUAAGCAAGCUUACAGUAGAUGUUAUUUGAUGCAGGAGAUCUGUCACCUUAUAAAGAUAGUUCAUUUAUUGUGGCUAUUCAAUUUUGUAUGAGAUGGAAUUCUUUAACUUGAUUAAUUUAAACGUAUGUCUUUUUUUAUCUAUUAAUAUUAAAGUAACAAUGUGUUUAAAGAGUAAAUUAAUAAAACAGUUUUGCUC
Messenger RNA from Morone saxatilis (striped sea-bass), 2627 nucleotides. RefSeq names its product Ras and Rab interactor-like (gene rinl). The record is from RefSeq and is a predicted model, not a curated record. Gene Ontology annotation, molecular function: guanyl-nucleotide exchange factor activity; small GTPase binding. Gene Ontology annotation, biological process: vesicle-mediated transport. Gene Ontology annotation, cellular component: cytosol; endocytic vesicle. Lineage: Eukaryota; Metazoa; Chordata; Actinopteri; Moronidae.